Pseudopipra pipra is the source of this 1315-nucleotide messenger RNA. It is a transcript of the gene HESX1, whose product is annotated as HESX homeobox 1. Bases 542 to 1165 code for a protein of 207 amino acids. NCBI's taxonomy places the organism in Eukaryota, Metazoa, Chordata, Aves, Passeriformes, Pipridae. Gene Ontology annotation, molecular function: RNA polymerase II cis-regulatory region sequence-specific DNA binding; DNA-binding transcription repressor activity, RNA polymerase II-specific. The transcript is spliced from 6 exons. The record is from RefSeq and is a predicted model, not a curated record. Gene Ontology annotation, biological process: forebrain development; pituitary gland development; regulation of transcription by RNA polymerase II. Gene Ontology annotation, cellular component: nucleus.
UUUAGAGUAUUCCAGAUGUGUGCCCUAAUGGAGAGAACAUUUUGCCUCUGCUGGAGGGUGAAAGGAGCUGUGUGGAUAAGGAUUUAAAAAAGAAAAUUAAAAGCUGGUGUUCCACUUAGAGACUGUAGAGGCAGAAAACUGAUCUACCUAUCCCUGCUAUACAGGAGGCUUUGCAUGGUCUCCUCAGGAACUCCUGGGCCUGAUGUACAGGCUGAACACUCUGAACUGCUUUGUUGAGGCCAGAGUUGUUGGGCACAGCUGUACUGAGACAUAAAGGGCUGUAAAGCCCUUGCUUAACUCUGCUUCCCAGUGACCUCUAGUUCACCAACUCCUCCAGCAAGCUGUGCUUUCAUACCCAGGUCCUUCUGGCUUUUCUGUAAAUCUCCCCUUGUGGUUGCUGGGCUGUCAAAUGGUGGCUGGAGCUCAGCUUGCAGGUGGUCACUGCAGGUGGAUUGGUGCCUCUUCAAGAUCCAGUGACGUGUGCUGAGAAGUGCCACAGCUAUAAGGACUUGUGGAGAAAUGCAAGUGCAGUGUCCCUGCUAUGCUGGCUGAGGGGGAGAGCAUGGCCGGGCCAUCGCUGUGUGCUGCCAGUGCAGCAGCAGCGCCUCAGAACCUUCACAAAGUGUCUGGCUUUGUAGAAAAUAAAAGCACACAGUGCUCGUUUUCAAUCGAAAGUAUUUUGGGACUGGAGCAGAAAAAAGAUGCCAUUCCAGCUGUGAAACCUCACAGACCCUGGGUGGAUGCAUGCACCAGCUUGGUUUUAGGUGAUGACAGUAAUCCCCACCUGCAAAUCCCUGUUGUUUGCUAUGAAAAUCCAUUAUUUCUUGCUAACAGUGAUCCAGCGCAAGAGGAAAAAGUUUUGAAAUGUGAAAAAUAUUUUUCAGUCACUGAAAGGCUGUCUUUCAAACGGGAAUUGAGCUGGUACAGGGGUAGAAGACCCAGAACUGCAUUCACUAGAAACCAGAUUGAAGUCUUGGAAAAUGUUUUUAAAAUGAACUCCUACCCCGGCAUUGACAUUAGAGAAGAGCUAGCUCGCAAAUUAGACUUAGAUGAAGACAGGAUCCAGAUCUGGUUCCAGAACCGUCGUGCAAAGCUGAAAAGAUCACACAGAGAAUCUCAGUUUCUAAUGGUGAAAAAUACUUUCACCUCCAGCCUGCUAGAGUAGAAAGAAGGAUGGUUUGGUGUUACAGUACUACAACAGAGCACGGAGAAUUAUUAAUAGCCUGUAUUAAGUAAUGGUAUAGUAAUUAUGAUUUUAUGCCCAGAUUUGAAAGUUUAUUAUAAUUUUCAUUCAAAUAAACUGUAAAUACUUGAA